AUGAUGCAAUAUCUGAAGAAGUUCGCCAAGACUAUGUGGGACACCAUGGGCGUUCGCAUGGCAUUCAUGCUAGCAUAUCCGAAGGAAGUGGGGAGUCUAAAGGUAGAGAUGGUGGAGGUCAACCAUGCCAUCACCAAUGGAACUCCAUUUGGGGCCUAUCCUGGGUGGCUGUGUGCUUACCAGCCUCCAGCAAAGGUGUUCUCUGAGUGGGCCAAAGGCGAAUACGGUGUGACUGAGACUAUGGUGAUGGUGAAGAAGACACCUGCCAAUUGCAUGCGGGCCAUGGACAAGAUUCGGUUGAUGGCCAAUGGUUUUCCUCUGCUCCCAUCAGUGCCUGAAGGUAUGGUGGAAGCGCCUCUUAAGGUGAUGAAGGUACAAGUUCGAGACUUCAUGAAUCAUCACUACGCAUUGGCGAAGGGUGUUCGGAACUGCAAGUCGCCAUGGACGAAGCUGAACAGCAUAGAUGACAUCAAUGAGGUUAUUGUAGCAGAGAUGCUACCUGAGAACUUCCAGUGGAUCAAUCCCUCAAAGUUGACAAGUGUUCCCAUUCGUGCCCUUCUCGACCACUGGUGGGCAUGCCAAGAGGAACAUGGACCUGAGCAGACCAUGUGA
Messenger RNA from Sparassis crispa, 612 nucleotides. RefSeq lists its product as hypothetical. Lineage: Eukaryota; Fungi; Basidiomycota; Agaricomycetes; Polyporales; Sparassidaceae. The transcript has 4 exons. The coding region runs from base 1 to 612 and encodes 203 amino acids. The record is from RefSeq and is a predicted model, not a curated record.